Cynara cardunculus var. scolymus (artichoke) is the source of this 1043-nucleotide messenger RNA. RefSeq names its product 60S ribosomal protein L7-1-like. Gene Ontology annotation, biological process: maturation of LSU-rRNA from tricistronic rRNA transcript (SSU-rRNA, 5.8S rRNA, LSU-rRNA). Lineage: Eukaryota; Viridiplantae; Streptophyta; Magnoliopsida; Asterales; Asteraceae. The transcript has 7 exons. Bases 159 to 950 code for a protein of 263 amino acids. Gene Ontology annotation, cellular component: cytosolic large ribosomal subunit. The record is from RefSeq and is a predicted model, not a curated record. Gene Ontology annotation, molecular function: structural constituent of ribosome; RNA binding.
CACAUUCGUGAAGACAGGUUAGGCUUUUACCCUACUUGCGUCCUCCACUCUGAAUACCAGGGUUAGGGUUUUACAUUCCAACCAUCGUCAUUCCGCAAUACGCAGCAGCGGAGAGAGCUUUCGUAUCACUCGGUGAUUUCCGAUCUAGGGUGCAAGGAAUGUAUAACCCUAACCCUGAGAUGAUAGAGUUUUCGAAGGUAGCUUCAACCGUCAUGGCUGAUGAGGAACCAAAGCCUCUAAAUUAUGUGUCCGAGAUUGUAUUGAAGAAAAGAAAAAGCAAUGAGGACUGGGCGAAUAGAAGGAAGGAGCAGUUGGAGCAAAGGGUGAAGAAAUCUAAGCGUGAUAAUUUCGUUAUCAAGAAGCCAGAACAGUUUAUCAGAGAAUUCCGUGAUAAAGAGUCUGAUCUCAUCAAAAUGAAACACAGGGGAAAACGACCAAUAAAAGCAUCCAUGUUCCCGCAAUCAAAGCUUCUUUUUGUCAUCCGCAUACAGGGUAAAAGCGACAUGCAUCCACAGACAAGGAAACUCUUAUACUCUCUGAGACUUAGAAGAAUAUUCAGUGGUGUUUUUGUCAAAGCAAAUAACAGAAUAUUGGAAAUUCUACAGAAAGUGGAGCCGUAUGUGACUUACGGAUAUCCAAACCUCAAGAGCAUGAAUGAGCUGAUAUACAAGAAGGGGUUGGCAAAAGUUAACAAACAGAUAUUUCCUUUGACGGAUAAUAACAUCAUCGAACAGGCACUGAGUGAGCAUGGAAUUAUAUGCAUAGAAGACAUCGUAAAAGAGAUUGCAAAUGUGGGCCCACAUUUCAAGGAGGUUUGCAAUUUUUUGUGUCCGUUCAGUCUGAACGAGCCGCAGAAGGCGUUGCAAGGUAAGAAACGGCCGUUUAGGGAUGGCGGUGAUUCCGGAAACCGUGAGGAUCAAAUCAACGAGUUGAUCGGUAAAAUGAAUUAGAACUCGAAAUCUGUUUAGGUGUGAAUGUGAACCAAAAGGUCUCUCUUUGAAUUUUGAACUCAAGGGUAAAAUCAGCUUCUCUUAUUCUUUGCU